UCCCGCCCCUCCCGCCCCUCCCGCCCCGGUCCGCGCGGAGGCGGGGGCUGAGCUGCAGCGCGGGAGGUAAUCUGGAGUUCUCAAAAUGUUUGCCAAAGCAACAAAGAAUUUCCUCAGAGAAGUUGAUGAUGGCGGUGAUCUGAUCCCAGUAUUGAACCUGAAUGACUCUGACAAGUUACACCUUCUAAGUCUGGUGACCAAAAAAAACAGAUUCUGGUGCUGGCAGAGACCCAAAUACCAGUCUUUGUCCGUCGCCCUGGGAGAUGUGUUUACAGAAGAACAGCGUCUGAGUCCAGUGGUGGUGGAGUCGGACUUUGUGAAAUACGAGGGCAAGUUUGCGAACCACGUGAGUGGGGCCAUCGAGACGGCCCUGGGGAAGCUCAAGCUGAACGUCGGGGGCAAAGGCCUGGUGGAGAGCGAGUCCUCGUUCGGGAGCGUGAAGAAGCAGGAGGUGGACCUGCAGCAGCUGCUCGGACAGGCCGAGGGCAGGAGGAUGAAUCUGAAGAGCCCUCUGCUGCAGCAGGUGCUGGAGCGGCGGAGUGAGGUCCUGUGUGUGCUGACGCAGAGGAUCCUGACCACGGAGAAGUGUGUGAUCUCUGAGCACGUGCAGGUCGAGGAGAAGUGCGGCGGCACGGUGGGCAUCCAGACCAAGACGGUGCAGGUGUCAGCCAAGGAGGACGGGUCUGUCGUCAAGGACUCCAGCGUGGUGCUGGAGAUCCCGGCGCUCACCACCAUCGCCUAUGGCGUCAUCGAGCUGUACGUGAAGCUGGACGGCCAGUUCGAGUUUUGCCUCUUAGAGGGGACGUGCAGCGGCUUCGAGAACGAGAGGAGAAUCGACUCCAUCUUCCUGGACCCUCUGCCCUUCCGAGAGUUGUUGUUUGGAGACAUGAUGGAUGCUGGGGAGAGGCUGCCUGGCCCCAACAGACCGCUGUGUAUUUUAAAACCAGCCAGGGCGCCGCUGGAGAGGAGCUUCCGGCCCUUCGCGCAGCUGCCGGGGCCGCAGCGGGCCGCGCUGAGGGGCCUCCUGCAGGCGGCGCUGUUGGACGCGGAGCUUCUCCAGGCCCUGGAGCAAGUGUGUGACGACGUGGCCAGAGGCCUGGCGCCCUCACAGGCCGUCCUGGGGGAGCUGAAGCCCCCGCAGAGGGAGAACCUCGCCGCCUUCCUGCGACUGGUGGGGUGCAGCGUGCAGGACGGACGUCCGGGCCCGGUCAGCGACCAGCAGCUCUUUUCCGCGGCCUACAUCCUGGUCAGUGCGCUCGCAGAAAUGCCAGACAAUGGAGCGGCCCUGCUGGGCACCUGCUGUGAACUCCAGAUCAUUCCUACGCUGUGCCACUUGCUGGGCGCGCUGUCCGCGGGCGGCCGGGCAGACCUGCAGGACGGAGCGCUGGCCCCCCUGAGGGACGCGGAGCGGCUCGGGACCGUGCGGCGCCUGCUCGCCAUGGUCGGCGUGGACCUGGAGCGACAGCAGUCGGCCGCCAGGGCGGUCACCUACGACGUCCCUGACCUUGCCCUCUCCCCGCUCGCUCUGUACGUGAGCCUGAGCGGGCUCCGCGCGCUGGGCCCGGCGCAGCAGUGAGCGGCCGGGGAGCCCCGAGCUCACGUCCCAGCCGGGCUGGGCGCUUCCCUCUCCGUUCAGACGCCACUGUGGGCGUAGGCCAGAGCCAGUUAAAGGUCAAGGGAACGAAUCCCCAAAAGAACUUAAGGAGUGAGUUUCUGCACUCACUGUCACCCCGAGGUCAGCCACCGGGCACCCUGUGAGCGGCCUCUUUUUGGAAGAGGCCCUCCCGCCUGCGCUGGGGACCCUGAGGAGCGGGACGAGGGCUGCGAACCCUAAGCCAGCACACAGUCAGACCUUCAUUCUACAGAAAAGCGGGCACUCUCCCCCUCUCUUCCUGUUACACAGAAACAGAUGGGGCUGACACUUUAGAUAAACCUGUGUGAUCCGUGAGGAGAGGAGGAUGCAGCGAUGCACGCUGUGGCGCAACAACAUAAAACACAAGCGCCUCGAGCACAAAUUAGAAAGGAAAGUGAAAACGGUGCUAAAAUGGUGGCACGGUCCAUCCAUGUCUUUUGUUUUUCUGAAAUAAAAUAUGCAGAACAAACUACACGGGAUGUGUAAUGGGACUCUACUUGUGU
Molecule: messenger RNA, 2136 nt
Organism: Pipistrellus kuhlii (Kuhl's pipistrelle)
Lineage: Eukaryota; Metazoa; Chordata; Mammalia; Chiroptera; Vespertilionidae
Gene: GSDME
Product: gasdermin E
Exons: 10
Coding region: 86-1576 (496 amino acids)
Biological process (GO): programmed cell death
Cellular component (GO): cytoplasm
Source: RefSeq, a predicted model, not a curated record